AUGAUCAGCGCAUCCCGUCCCGGCACAACCUCCGCCUCGGGCCUCCCCGCCCCGGAGGUCCGCGAGGAAAUCACCGCCCGCCUCGGCGACCUCGUCUCGGCCCUCGAGGCGCACCCGUCGUGGACGCCGCCCUCUCCCCCGCGCGGCCUCUUCCACGUAUGGGACUUUGUCUGCCGUUCCCGCUACAUCAUGACCGAGCUUGACAACAUCUACGCCGGAAGGCCGACUAAGCACCCGGAGCAGAUUCCCAAGCACGACCGUGCCACCUCAGGCCCCCAAGCCGCCGCCCUCUCCUUCCACGACGUCCUCUCUCGCUCCAUCACCAUCGACGAGAUGAUCCAUAACCCCCGCAUGCUCGUCAUGCUCGGUUUAUCCAACAUUGACUUUGGCGACAACGUCCGAGACAAGUCACGUGCCCUCAAGGAGGCCUUAGCCAAGGCCGAUUGA
Fusarium keratoplasticum is the source of this 447-nucleotide messenger RNA. RefSeq lists its product as uncharacterized. The record is from RefSeq and is a predicted model, not a curated record. The transcript is spliced from 2 exons. Bases 1 to 447 code for a protein of 148 amino acids. NCBI's taxonomy places the organism in Eukaryota, Fungi, Ascomycota, Sordariomycetes, Hypocreales, Nectriaceae.